This is a messenger RNA of Vespula vulgaris, 744 nucleotides long. Its product is annotated as carbonic anhydrase 3-like. Bases 199 to 744 code for a protein of 181 amino acids. Gene Ontology annotation, molecular function: zinc ion binding; carbonate dehydratase activity. The transcript is spliced from 3 exons. The record is from RefSeq and is a predicted model, not a curated record. Gene Ontology annotation, cellular component: cytoplasm. NCBI's taxonomy places the organism in Eukaryota, Metazoa, Arthropoda, Insecta, Hymenoptera, Vespidae.
UGGACCUCAUACUUGGAAAACCUUUUAUCCAGAGAGUACCGGUUACAAUCAAUCGCCGAUCAAUAUCACCACGACCAUUGCGAUCGGAGAGUACGAUAAUAUCGAAUGGAUCGGUCAUAAUACAGUACCCUGUUCUAUGAUCAUGGCAAACGAUGGAAAUUCUGGUACAACUUCAGAGAUGCCCGAUUCUAUUUCCUAAUGAAUCGCGAAACGAGCUGUAAAUUUCAACGCGCGUUUAUAAUAGUUAUAGUAUGUGGUACUUGGUGUGGCCGUGCACAUCCCUUCAUCAAAGGAGGCCCUUUGACCGAUAUAUACAAUUUUCAUUCGAUGAUGUUCCAUUGGGGCCCAUCGGACAACGAAGGAAGCGAGCAUACAAUCAACCACGUCCGUUAUGCGAUGGAAUUGCAAUUCAUACACGUCAAACGUGGCUUCUUUUCACCUCUCCAGGCAGUUUUACUAGGUGCAAAGGACGGAGUGGUGAUCGUGUCCUCAUUCUUUAACAUAAUGCCUGUUGACAAUCCUUACUUGGAUUGCAUAGUAACAAAUUUGAGAUACAUUACGCAACCCGGUAGCAAAGUGUAUAUACCACCUUUUCCUCUCUCAUGGCUACAUUAUACCGAAGGAAGGAAUUACUACGCCUAUCACGGUUCCCUGACUCAGCCACCCUGCAGCGAAAUUGUCACUUGGCUUAUCGAUCCUCUUCCAGUAGCAAUUUCCUCGAAUCAGACUGUCUUCCUCGAUUAA